AUGGACCGGCGGGGAAGGGAGCGGCGUGGCGGCGGGCAAGGCACGCGGAGCGGAGCCGCGGGCGCCGCGCACCGGGCACCGCGGGCGGGCUCGGAGGCCGAGAGGGAGGGAAGGAAAUGCGCACGGUCCAACCACUUGCUGCUACCGCCGCCGCCGCCGCCGCUGCCCCAGCUCCCGCCGGCCGCACCCACCUGCCACCCGGGGUCCGCCCCCGACCGGCCCCGAGCGCGCGCUCACUCUCAGCCUCACGCACCCACGCGCCGUGCGCCCGCGACUACUGCAGCCUUUGGGUCACCGCCCAACUCCCGCCCGCUCCCUGGGAUCCAGGAAAGGUGCCCGGCCCAAUUUACAAAUAAGGUCCCUCAGGCCAAGAGGGACCCCAGGGUCUGGGAGUGUCCGAGCUGGCAGCCAGCCGAACAAUCUAAGUCUGUCCCCAACCCGCCCAGCUGGGGCUGGACUGGGGAGCUGCGGACCCUUGCCCUGUUCCGGCCCAACCAAGGGAGGGAGCCUGGGAACCUUUCACGCGAAGAGAGCCCGACUUUAUACUUCCCCUCCCUCCCCCAAAGAAAGGGAGAAGGCAGGAGGAGGGCCUACGGGAGACUUGGUGGGGAAAGUAAGCUGCAGGGUUUCAGGGAAGGACCAGGCAAAGAAGUCAGCGCUCGCGCGGGGCUUCCGGAGCGGACACAGUGCUGCGGCCCGGCUGUCUGGAAGGGAGGGAAGCGGGCGGGGGUGCUUUCCUGGUACCAGGGUAAGAGCGAGCAGGAACACGAGGCUACCUUGCAAGUCUCCAGCCCCUGGAAAUUUCGACAACCGGGGCAGCCCGAAGCUCGUGGCAAAAGGUACACUCCAGGUCCCCCUCACCUUUAUUCAUGA
Molecule: messenger RNA, 873 nt
Organism: Manis javanica (Malayan pangolin)
Lineage: Eukaryota; Metazoa; Chordata; Mammalia; Pholidota; Manidae
Source: RefSeq, a predicted model, not a curated record